AUGUUGCAGCAGAUACUGCGCGACAUGUGGGUGGACCCCGAGAUCCUGGCCGAGUUGGACGAGACACAGAAACAGACGCUAUUCUGCAAGAUGCGCGAGGAACAAGUACGACGAUGGCAGAUCUGGGAUCAGAAGGUGGGCAAGGAGGACGAGCGUCCCAAGUUUCAGAAAAAUGACAAGAAACAAGUACAGUUUCUUAAGGGUGAAGAUGGAGAGCCGUGGGUGUGGGUAAUGGGUGAGCAUCCUGACGAUAAGUCCAUUGAGAGUAUCCUCGCGGAAGAGGCUCGACAACGCGCGGUGCAGCAGGCGCGAGAAGAGGCACACCAAUUGCGCAAGUCCGUAGAGAAAGAGCUCACACAGCUUAUAGACUACGAGCCUCUUGAUAGCUUGGAACAGAAGUUCGAAUUGUCUCCAAAAAGCAUCGACCCUUUAGAAGACAGCCUAGAGAUUUAUUGUACAGUGGACGAGCUGCGGCAACGUAUUGAAGCAUUGGAGCCCGAAGUGAAGCUCUCGGAGAAUACUGAAAUCAACAAACUGAAUGACAAGACGGACUUUGGGGAUAAUAUGAAGUUGAAAAAUACACUACACUUCAAUUUCAUCGAAGGGAAGAGAGACGUUAUGCAGGACCUUGGUUUAUCUAACAACGGUGAUGGAGUGAGCAACCGCGUUGCUGCGUGGGAGCGACGAGUGGCAGCGGCACGUGCCGGUGACAUACUCAGGGGGAUCAGGGCACGACGCGCGAGGACAUUACGGGAUGCACAGUUGCACGCACACGACGAUGACGUAGCCUGGCGAGAGCAGGAGAGGAAGGCGAAAGAAGCGGAGGCGGCGAUGCGGGAGAUAGCCCGCGCUGCUCGCGAGGCGCACCGGCUCAGCGCACUGGUUACUGUACCACCACCUGAAUUACCGCAGACUGGCAAACCUCCGAGUAGAGAAGCCGUCAUGGAAUGGUUCAAAACGAAGGAACUGAAAAAAGGUGUUGGUCUUGACGAGAACAACAAACCGGUUGAUUGGUUUCACGGUUUAAUAACCAGGUCAGAAGCGGAGCAGUUGUUAUCGGGUCAGCCUGCAGGCAGUUUCUUGGUGCGCAUUUCGGAGCGAGUAUGGGGAUACGCUAUAUCGUAUCGCGAGCCUGGCCGUUGCAAGCACUACCUCAUAGACACCGCUGGCGGAUACCGCCUGCUGGGUGCAGCACAGCGCUCACACCACACUCUAGCUGAUCUCAUUAACUACCACAAGACGGUGGCCAUUACGGAGAGCGGGGGCGAGCUGCUGAAGACCGCGUGCCCGCCCGCGCCAUCCGCCUCCUGA
This is a messenger RNA of Diatraea saccharalis (sugarcane borer), 1311 nucleotides long. The record is from the annotation of a GenBank genome assembly. Lineage: Eukaryota; Metazoa; Arthropoda; Insecta; Lepidoptera; Crambidae.